Molecule: messenger RNA, 1278 nt
Organism: Empidonax traillii (willow flycatcher)
Lineage: Eukaryota; Metazoa; Chordata; Aves; Passeriformes; Tyrannidae
Product: arylamine N-acetyltransferase, liver isozyme-like
Exons: 2
Coding region: 1-612 (203 amino acids)
Molecular function (GO): acetyltransferase activity
Source: RefSeq, a predicted model, not a curated record
AUGCAGUACAUGCAGCUUUCUAUAACUAAAUCAAACCAUAUCCUGCUGAAGGUGGUGAUCCAGGGAAAUUCCUACAUAGUAGAUGCUGGUUUUGGUGGUGCCUACCAGAUGUGGCAGCCACUGAGGCUGAUUUCUGGGAAGGAUCAACCCCAGGUCCCUGGAAUCUUCUGCUUCACAGAAGACAACGGCACCUGGUACUUUGAGAAAGUCAAAAGGAAGCAUUACAUUCCUGAGCAAAGUGAGACUCCCCACUUCACUGACACUCCAGGAGUGGGGAACAUCAGAAAAAUAUACAGAUUCACUCUUGAGCCACGACACAUAAAUGACUUUCAGGAGUUAAACACGUACCUACAAGUGUCUCCAGAUAACAUACUUCAGAAGAAGUCAAUCUGCAGUCUCCAGACCACGGAAGGGCUCAUUGCCUUGGUUGGAUGGACCUUGACUGAGGUGAAGUAUAACUACACAGAGGACACGGACCUGAUGUGCAUCACAACUCUUACAGACGAAGAGCUUGAGAAGACACUGAAGGAUAAAUUCAAUAUAGUGCUGGAGAACAAACUUGUACCAGUAAAUGUUCGUGGCUUGCCACCUAAUUUAGUGGAUAAGAUCUAAUUCUAGCACUGUGCUGGAUGGAUCUGUAAGUAUCCAACAGAAAAGUUCUAAAAGUAACAUUAAUUACAUUAAUUGAUUCUGAAGUUGAACUAGACACAAAGCUUUGUAAACUUAAGUGCCUUGCUAGUUAAAUGCAUAUACCAUUUGCAUAAUUUUUCUUAAGCUUCUCCCUCUUUGGAAACUAAGCCAUCUUACCACCUCUGAUUUGCUCAUAUGGAAAUUGCUUUUUGACUCCUUACCAUUUUGUUCCACCCCUCUGGAACUCAUUUUAUUGCAGGUAUAUUUUGUGUCAGAGGAGGCCAAAAUGAUAAAGAAGGAGAAGUUGUGUUACCAUUUUACAUAGAAGACUUCUAACCCUUUCUGGUGUUACUUCCAGUCUUCUCAGCAGGGUUUUACAAAUUAUUCACUUCCUUUAAAAAUCUGAAAGUAGAGCUGAAUUUGGCUUUCAAAGACUGUCCAGAAAAAAAGAAAGGUUAAGAGUUUCUCAAAACAAGACACCAUUACGUGCUGAUUAGGUUAUGAUGAGAUAAAUUGAAAGACUUCCUAUUCCCUUAUCAGGAAUUGACUUAAAGUGAGCUAUUUACACAAAGGCAUCUGAACCCCCCCAGAAGCUGUCUAAUUUUGAGCAUCCCAUUUUUUCUGAGUCUGAUAUCUCUGUGUCUCUAA